AUGAAGUUCGGCUCCGAGAUCCACAGUAGAACAGAACCUUCUAGAUCCACCGGUCGCGACGUUGGCAGAAAAAGGACCACGAGUGCUGCGAUUGCGCGUCAUGAUGACGUCAGGCGGCGUCUCAAAAUAUGCCUGCCUGACAGAUGCGACAAAAAUAUGUUGUGCAUGCUUUCCCUCAAAGAGAAAGAUCGGCCAAUCAUAAGAAAGCUGUUGGCUGCCGGCUGCUGUGCGAGAUGCGUGUUGCGGUUCUGCUGUAUGGGAACCAGCUCCUCGUACAAACAAUCCUAUGAGGAUAUACACAAAGAGCUUCUCGCGUUCAUCAGAGAAGAAAACAGCCAGCAAUCCCAUGAUGCCUCGGGUCAUACAGACGACCCUCCAAACAAGCGCAUGAAGAUGGAAGAUGCUAUCAGCACGGACGAUUCGGUCACAUCAGAAGAACCUAAAACUGACUUGGAUAUUUGCCCGGUCUGUCUUGGGGUACUGCAGGACUUCUGCGAUCAAACGUUUGUUAAGCAGGUGUCGGACGCUGUGAAAAAAGAAGAGUACGUGCUUGAAAGUCUCGUGCUGACCGUUUCUCUGCCCGCUCAGCUGUCUGUCAGAGAGCAGUCUUGCUGGUUGCAUGUCAAGCAGGAAGUCAGGGAUAAGAGCAUGUGUUUGGGGAAAGAUGAUGUCAUUCAGGUGAAAGACGCAUUCAAGUGGGCCAUACAGGGAAAGAUCGGUCAGGAACUGGGAGCUGCUGUGCUGGCCAACAGUCAGUUUGAAGUGGGUGUUGGGUUUGCACACCCGCAAACUGAAGAGGACUGUCAUUUCUUGGCGACCACUUGUCCGGACUGUUUCAAACCCACUAAAAACAAAGCGUCCGUCUUCACCAGGAUGGCGGUGGUCAAGGCUUUGGAGAAGAUCUCUGAUGAGAACUUCAAAAGGCAUUACCCAUGUCCACCGAAGAAACCAAGCUCUAAAUGUACAGCCCUGGACACCACAUGUCUACAUACAUCUGUCUUUACAGCAGGUCGGUAUAAUAAGUAUUCUCGGGAGCUUCCUCAGACGCCGUGGGUGAUCGACGGAGAGAGACGAAUGGAUGGAUCUGUGGAGGAACUCAUUGCGGCUCCUCUGUUGUCCUCAUUCAGAGCUGAUGGUUUUAACUUCUCAUCAUCAGGACGAGAGGAUGUGGACGUGAGAACUCUGGGAACAGGUCGGCCCUUCGCUGUGGAGUUGCUGAACCCUCAUCGAGUGAAGUUUAACAAAACUGAGAUCAAGCAACUUCAGGAGACGAUCAAUAAAUCAUCUGACAAAAUUCGAGUAAGAGACCUGCAGAUCGUCACGAGGGAAGCAAUGAGUCGCAUGAAGGAGGGUGAAGAAGAAAAGACAAAGUCCUACAGCGCCCUCAUCUGGACAGAGAAAGCCGUUUCCAACACUGACCUGGAAUUUCUUGAAAACAUCAAGAAUCUGAAGAUCGCUCAGAAGACGCCAUUGAGAGUUCUUCAUCGCCGGCCGCUGGCGGUCCGACAGAGAGUGAUACACUCCAUAAGCACCACCUACCUGGACACACACCACUUUACCUUAAAGCUCUGUACACAGGCCGGGACUUACAUUAAAGAGUUUGUGCACGGAGACUUUGGUCGCACCAAACCCAAUCUCUGUGACCUCAUGAAGACUGACGCUGAUAUUCUCGAGCUGGAUGUGGAGUCUGUGGAUAUUGACUGGCCUCCUGCAAUUCCAGAUUGACAUCUGUGACAUCUUUAAUCGAGGUUGAUGAAGAAAAGGAUCAUUGACCUUAAAUGCCUAUUUGUAUUGUAGAUAGGUUUAUUAUGUUAUUGUAUGUCAGGAUCAAAUAUUAUUUGUUAUAGUUCCGUUUAUUAAUUAAUGUUGUUGCAAUAACUAUUGUAGAUCAAUAAUAAAAAUACAUAAUUUUGUUGUA
This is a messenger RNA of Triplophysa dalaica, 1918 nucleotides long. RefSeq names its product pseudouridine synthase 10 (gene pus10). NCBI's taxonomy places the organism in Eukaryota, Metazoa, Chordata, Actinopteri, Cypriniformes, Nemacheilidae. Bases 1 to 1725 code for a protein of 574 amino acids. Gene Ontology annotation, biological process: tRNA pseudouridine synthesis. The record is from RefSeq and is a predicted model, not a curated record. Gene Ontology annotation, molecular function: pseudouridine synthase activity; RNA binding. The transcript is spliced from 18 exons.